Messenger RNA from Mangifera indica (mango), 1552 nucleotides. RefSeq names its product probable RNA-binding protein 23. Gene Ontology annotation, biological process: mRNA processing. The record is from RefSeq and is a predicted model, not a curated record. The transcript has 10 exons. The annotation marks the transcript as partial. Lineage: Eukaryota; Viridiplantae; Streptophyta; Magnoliopsida; Sapindales; Anacardiaceae. Gene Ontology annotation, molecular function: RNA binding. Gene Ontology annotation, cellular component: nucleus.
UAGCAAAAGCACGAGUGAGGGAGAAAGAGAGAGAGUCCCGGACUUUCUCUACCUCGCGUUUUAAACACAUUUUAACUCGUAUUCUCAGUCGUUUUGACUCAGUUUAAGCUUCUGCAUCGAGAUUUCCAGCUGUAGUUUAUCAGUCGAGCAGUUCGGCAGGUUGUUUGUUUAGAGAGGAGCAAAAUGGAUUUCGAUGAGUAUGAAUACUUGGAGAAAACAGUUGAGAAUCCUAAGCCCUCGAAAUGGAAGGAAAGGGAAAGGGAAAAUGGUGGUGGUGGAGCUAGGGAAUCUGAAGAGAGAGAAAGGAAUCGCAGUUCAAAGCAUAGGAGUGAUGAGAAGGAUGGACAUCUUGAUGAUGAUGAUGGUCAUCGCUUGAAGAGCUCCAAAUUGAGAGAUGAGACACGUGAUCGUGAUAGAAGGAAAGAAAGGGGGUCAUCCCGUCAUCGCUCAAGGUCUAGAGAUGGAGAGAGGGACAGAUACAAGAGUAGCUGGCAACAUAAGGACAGAGAGAGAGAGAGGGACAGUAAGAGGGAUAGAGAGGAGAAGAAUGGAAAGGAUAAGGACAGAGAUAGAGAUCGGGAGCGUGAUCAUGACAAAGACAAAAGAGAGCGGGAACAUGACCGUGAAAGAGAGGGGGAGAGGGAUAAGGAGAAGGAGAGAGAACAGUCACGUGGAAGUGGGAGUCGGUCAGAAAGGCAUCAAAACACCCAGGAUGAAAGGGAGAGGAGUCGGGAGCAGGAGCUUAGGGAAAGAGAAAAGGAGAGGGAGUUAAGGGAUCGAGAUAGAGAAAGCAGACGAUAUAAAGAAAAGAAAGAUGAUGUGGUACAGCCAGAGGCCGAUCCUGAACGGGAUCAGAGGACAGUAUUUGCAUACCAGAUUUCGUUGAAGGCUGAUGAAAGAGAUGUUUAUGAGUUUUUCUCAAAAGCUGGCAGAGUUCGAGACGUACGCCUCAUAAUGGAUCGUGUUUCAAGGAGAUCCAAAGGGGUUGGGUAUAUUGAAUUUUAUGAUGUAAUGACUGUCCCUAUGGCAAUAGCACUCUCUGGGCAGCUUCUUCUUGGUCAACCUGUGAUGGUUAAACCAUCAGAAGCUGAAAAGAAUCUUGUUCAGUCAACUUCAAAUGUGGCUGGAGCAUCAGGUGGACUAACUGGUCCCUAUUCAGGAGGAGCUAGAAAACUGUAUGUUGGCAAUCUGCAUUAUAACAUUACAGAAGAUCAACUUCGUCAAGUUUUUGAACCAUUUGGUUCUGUCGAGCUGGUGCAAUUACCUCUUGACGAAACUGGGCAUUGCAAAGGUUUUGGUUUUGUUCACUUUUCACGUCUUGAAGAUGCUAGAAAUGCAUUGAAUUUGAAUGAACAGCUGGAGAUUGCUGGCCGGGUGAUUAAGGUGUCAGCUGUUACUGAUCAAACUGGAAUGCAAGAUAUUGGGGCAAAUACUGGCGAUUUUGAUGAUGAUGAAGGUGGUGGUUUGUCUCUGAAUGCAUGGUCCCGAGCACUUCUUAUGAAAAAGUUGGAUCAAAGUGGCAGUACUGCAGCGUAUGACCACCGCCCUUGUU